CUGUGGCUCUCCAUUUCUGAUAUACUGGUUGCAGAAGCCUUACAUUAAAAUUCAAUAAAUGAUCGUUUUGCUUUUAAGUGCAACAACAUCACAGUAGUGCUACAUAAAGUUUGAAAGGAGAUAUUUUAUCGAGUGCCACCAAAAGGGACUGAUUGAAAUAGAAUGGCCUAAUUUGAAAGAAUUUCAGGAUCACCGGUUUCUCCUGCUUCCUAUUUAGGAACAGGCCUUCAAUAUUUGGCAUCACCUUUAUAUGGAGCACAAAGAUGAUGAUGAUGAUGAUGUGUCUUUUGCCAAAUGGAUGAGCAGCUUCUGGGGCCACAGCUGGAGAGAAGAGGAUCAGAGAGGACUCCGGGAACGCCACCGACCACAAGCCACCAGUCACAGGAAAACCUCCCUGCCCUGCCCACUUCCUGUGCUUCCCAAAAUUCCAUCAUCUGACCGCCAUCCAAGAAGGCAUUCUCAUGAGGACCAGGAAUUCCGAUGCCGAUCAUCUGACCGUCUCCCUAGAAGGUAUUCUCAUGAGGACCAGGAAUUUCGAUGCCAUAGCCACAUGAAGGAUUGCAGAAAAUGCUCAGAGGAGGGAUCAUUCAAGGAGCCGCUGGAAUCAAAAGGAAGAUCCCAUUCCAAAAUUGAGAAAUUAUCUGAGUCCUUUGAACAACAGUUGUGCUUUAGAACCAAACGUUCUGCCUCUUUGGGACCUGAAAGCAGAAAGGAGCAAAAUGAAAGAGAAUGCCUGAGAAUGGAGAUAAAAUCCCGAAAGAAAGUAGAGGAAGAAAGAAGCUCCAGGAAAGAAGAACACGGAGACGCACACAUGGCUCCCCUGUUUGAAAAAGGGCCUGAAUAGUACUCCGCUUGCACAUCAUGACAUCAGAUGUGACUGUUUUAUGUUUUUUUCUUUGAGCCCUAAUAUGCCAUUUCAAGAUAUGGAUGGGGGUGGUGGGGGAGUGAGGAACAGCUGUAAAAAGCAAGUGCAGAUGCUGAGUGACUGCAGUGGGCAGGGUAUGUGGCUGUUCCAAGAUGACUUGCAUCAUACCUUAAUUGCUCCUGGCAUCUUAGUUGAGGGUACAAUCUGCUCGGUUGCCCUUUUAUGGAAAUAAAGAGAAUAACAGGUACUUUAAUAGAAUAAAGACAAAUUUGAAAAUGUAAUAUAAGAUAUUUAAAGAGCCACCCACAUAGCUUCCCCAACCCUUCUUACACAUCAACUCAGAAAUCAUCUUAAAUAAAAGUCAUUGGUAUGA
Callithrix jacchus (white-tufted-ear marmoset) is the source of this 1238-nucleotide messenger RNA. RefSeq names its product leukemia NUP98 fusion partner 1 (gene LNP1). Lineage: Eukaryota; Metazoa; Chordata; Mammalia; Primates; Cebidae. The record is from RefSeq and is a predicted model, not a curated record.